Molecule: messenger RNA, 1437 nt
Organism: Colletotrichum higginsianum IMI 349063
Lineage: Eukaryota; Fungi; Ascomycota; Sordariomycetes; Glomerellales; Glomerellaceae
Product: C6 finger domain-containing protein
Exons: 2
Coding region: 1-1437 (478 amino acids)
Biological process (GO): regulation of DNA-templated transcription
Molecular function (GO): DNA-binding transcription factor activity, RNA polymerase II-specific; zinc ion binding
Source: RefSeq, a predicted model, not a curated record
AUGCCUCAAAGUAGUCCUCAGUCCAAGCCCGUGGACGGUGUCGUCAAGCAUCGCGCGUGUGAUGAGUGCCGUUCGCGAAAACUGGCUUGCACCAAGGAGCCUGAUGGCUGCUCACGCUGUAAGAGAGAUGGUCUGAGAUGUGUCUACUCGCCCCAAAAACAGAUGGGCCGCCCGCGGAAGCGUAGACACGUCGAAGAGCCUGAAGAAGAACCCUCCUUGGCCAAGCCUCAGACUGCGGACCAGCAGCUGCAGAUGCCACUCGUCACGCAAGCGACUUUAGAUGCUGACUUCUCGGCUUUGUUCACCCAAGACUACUCCAACAUCAAUUACCUCGAGUUGCUCUCUCCUUUGGAAGGCCUGCCGCCGUCCACGCUGCCGCCUGAGCUGUCGAGCCUUACCAUGGCCUACGCCGAGCCACGGUACUCAACUGGGGAUUUUCAGUUUGGUGUUGGGGGUGUUGACCUGUUAGGUGGCAUCAACUUUGAUGAAAGUGACUCUACUGACGAAGACUUGCCUCAAGAUAUCAACAACAGCUUUACUGAUAUGCUUUUGGCACAUGUGCCCGAAACGGCGCCUAUUGUUUCCCCUCCCACAUCGUCCGAGAUAUCCCACACUCUCAGCACCAGCAUCAGCAUCCCCGAAUCGCCCUCUUCUGCCAACACAAACGCUGACGAUGGCAUCAACCAAGAGCCAGAACCUGCUAUCAAACCGUACAACAACACAUCAUGUUCCUGCCUCUCUCAGAUCUUCCUCUCCCUGGACUCCUUAUCGAGGCUGCCAAACGACGUCAAGAUCGCCAUGGCCAUCGCCAGGUCAGCAGCUCGGGUGGCCCACGACGUUAUUCACUGUCCGGCGUGCAGCCUUACCGAUAUAACGAAGCCGCCACCGAUGCAAGCAUUCCAGAACACUAUGAUGCUUGGCGCCAUCCUCCCGUCAACUGCCAACGCUUACGCCAAAAUCCUCGAGCUCAUUGAUAGCGAAGCCGCCCAGGCCAAGAAAGAAGGUAGAUGCAUUAAAUUCUGCUUUGCCGAAUAUGGCGGGCUCUGGGGCGAGUUGCGCAGGCGAGGCAAGACAUGCGGCGCCAUGGAUUUGAUUGACAACCGAGAAAUGGACCCGGACGAUUGGAGGCUUUCAGUCAGGGGGCUUCUGAAAAUUGACGUUUAUGGACAUGACUUUGAGAAGAAUAAUGGAAUGGGGACUGCGGAGCCAUAUCAUCACCUCGGCCUCCGGGACGUCAUAAAAGAGAUGGAAGACAGGUCGAACAACCGACACAAUCAGUUGGAUGACAUGGUCGCUGCUGGGCUACCUCACCCCAUGCUGCAGACGUCCCACAACCUGAUGAUCCCUCAGGGGCAAACCGAUAGGAAGGAGGAUCGACACUGUUUGAAGAUUAUAGAGAUUGCGCGGGUUGCUCUGGACAAGCUGGUGAUUGCUUGA